Wyeomyia smithii (pitcher-plant mosquito) is the source of this 1701-nucleotide messenger RNA. It is a transcript of the gene MED28, whose product is annotated as mediator of RNA polymerase II transcription subunit 28. Gene Ontology annotation, cellular component: mediator complex. The transcript is spliced from 4 exons. NCBI's taxonomy places the organism in Eukaryota, Metazoa, Arthropoda, Insecta, Diptera, Culicidae. The record is from RefSeq and is a predicted model, not a curated record. The coding region runs from base 137 to 850 and encodes 237 amino acids.
UCUGCUACUUUUUGGGAUGUCGGAUCGGUUAUUAAAAAAUAGCAGAAUGGUGUAUCUUCUAUGAGUGAGACCUUCUGCUUAAUUUAAAUAGUAUUUCAGAUAUUUUUUAGUGAUAUUUUGUUGAAUAUUGAUCGGAAUGGCGUCAUCUUCGAAUGUGAACGGAAAUAUUGUAGAUGAGCUUGAAGAAGCAUUUCAGUCAUGCAUUCACGCGCUUACAAAAGAAGAGUCGGCUACCGGUGUAGACAAGGAUGAAAUAAAAUUAGAAGUUGAUCAGACGACCCUCAAAUUUAUCGAUUUGGCACGACAAAUGGAAACAUUCUUUUUGCAAAAACGUUUUUUGCUAUCGGCCUUAAAACCGGAUCUUUUGCUAAAGGAGGAAAACUUUGAUCUCAAACAAGAAAUUGCUCGAAAAGAUGAGCUGAUCCGAAAGCACUACGACAAAAUUGAGUCUUGGAAAAAUUUACUUUCGGACCAGCAAAAUUACAACAAACCGAUUCAAGCGCUUCCUCCAGAACUGCGUAGUAAUCUUGCAGGUGGAGCUCCAGGUGGACCGGGAAUGAUGCCGGGUGGAAUGCACAUGACAAUGCAGAAUUCGAUGCAAGUACAGCAAAUGCAAGCGCAGCAGCAGCAGAUGCAAAUGAUGCAAGCGCAACAAAUGCAGCAACAGAUGCAAUCAAUGCCCAUAGGUGCCAAUCCACAACUUUUCUCACAAUCUGGUGGUGGACGAGGUGUUGGUGCUGGGGGGCCUGGUGGCUUCCAACAAAGUCCCAAUCUUCAAGGACCCUUGGCCUAUCUGGAGAAAACCACUAGCAAUAUAGAUCUAGUUGGAAUGGGGGAUGGUCGAAGGUGACGCGGGCGGGGCAGGGGGCGCGGAAGAGGCCGCGGUCGUGGCAGAGGCCGCGGACGUGGAAAUGCUCCCGAGUUUCAUAGCGGAACGUUAUCUUGAGAAAGGAUCACGACUUUGCCACGGUAGGCGUCGUCAUUAGUUUAUAUUACAAUAUACAAACAACAUUGUCCACUCUAAAAGCAGCAAAAAAUUAACCUUAGCAAUCCAAUGCUCCUUCAACCUGUUAAACAAAGCUAUCGUUUUUGGCCUCUAUAUUCCUUUAAAAAAAUCUAAACGAAGAAUACAGUUAAUCCAAACACGGGCAGCCAGAAAGAGACACGUUUAAGAAAGGAAACAACAAUUACCAAAUUGCUCUGAAUUGAAUUGUGAAUCGGUUGUGUGUUGUAGUGUAAGUCUAAUACCUUGUCAUGAUCAUUUUCAAAAAUGAAGAUAAACAAACGUAAUGCUGUGGGGCGCUUGAACCCGAUUUAAAAUAAGAAGAAAGAGAUGUUAACGUUGAAUUCAGAUUACAGACAAAAGUAUUCAAUCAUGCGUGAGAGGUAACUUUGAUAUACUCUAGAGAGAUGCGGUUAGUUUUGUUCAACGGCAAAACAAACGGCAACAGAAAAAAUAUUGCAAUUGAUUUUUAUAUAAGCCGUUAUAUGAGUUGUGUACAGAUCACGGAUAGUUUUCUUCGUUUCGUUUCGAAUGUCACUCAUUAAGCACGAUGUCCAGUUUCACCCUGCUAUUUCUGGGCCAAUAAUUUUUUCCUGCUUUUAAAUCUCUGGACAGUAAGCAACUCUGUAAUAGUAGGAGUUGAGGUUUGUCCUAAAUAAUAUUAAUAAAGUAAAUAUAUGUGUCGUAAUUACAAAAAA